CCCCAUUGGUCGGGGCCGCCCGCCACGUGGCCUCGGCGCCCCGCUUCUCAUUGGCUCCUUUCGAAUCCCGCCGGCUCCAUUCCCCACCCUUCCCAGGUUUUCCGUUCCCGUCCGACGGGAGCCUGAUUGAAUGACUGCAAACAUGAAUAUGGAUCGUAAUAGGGGUUUAACCUGGAUGGAAAACUGUAACAACGAGUUUCCCUCUCCACUGGACUCGAGGCCAUCAUUUGGGAGAAAACCAAAAGUUGACCUGGACACCAAGAGCCCUGAUGUGGCAAUGAAGCACUGUCGAUUGGCAGUGUGUCAGAAGAAGCAAGUGAUUUUAAAAAGUCAAAAUUGUGCUGCAUCUGCUUGGUUAAAUGGAAAAUCUGUAUCUGAUGGAAAUUUGGUGAAACAGUGUGAUAUUACAGUUUUUAAUGGUGCUGUCAGGCUUGAGAACCAGGAUUUGGAAACCCACGCUUCAUUACCUACCAAGGAUGCAACAGCACAAGAGAAUCUCGCAUUGGAAGAGCAUUUACCCAAGAAGGCAAGAAGGAAUGCACCUGGCAAAAGGAAAUCGAGAGAUGAUCCCUUAGGUGAAAUGACAAUCGCAUCAGUCAAAAACCCUUAUCGAAGCACCAAGCAGCUAUUUUGCAGACAGUUAUUACAAGCAAGUAAUAGACUGCAUGUACCAUUAACUUCUCAAGAGAAAAAAACAUUGCAAAUCAACAAAUUAGUGAAAUGUUGGUCCAGAGCACAGGAAAUGUCUAUCCAUCAAGAAGAUUCAGAUGAAGCUCGUGAAAAUGCAACUGUAGAUAGGCCAAUAACAGCAUUCGAGCUGGACCUCCAGCCUGAGGAUUUAACUCAGAUUGAUGGAUUGCCAUGGAGACCUGUUGCUCGAGAAAGUAAAGGCCAAACAAUACAAAGCAUUGGUAGAGGUGGUGAGGGGAGGGCUUUAUUCCUAGCAACACCUGGUGAUUGUGCUCCUUGCAGCAAGUUUGUUGGUGAAAGUAUUACAAAUAAACAAGAAGACCGACAGAUGCAAGUAGAUAAAGAUCAAGCCAAUGCUGCAGUUUCAAUUACUGCAAAAACACCCUCCACUCCACUGGCUUCUUCAAUGAGCUCUGAAAACCAACUGGGAGUCGCAGCAGACAUGUUUCACCUGAAGUCAGCAGAAAACUUCUGUACACAGAGGAAGAGAUUUUCUCGGCGAGCAUCUUCUGUUGGAGCCCGAGGAUCCCCAGAGACCAAUAGCCUUAUCCGCUACAUAGCCAAACAGAGAAUGCAGCCACAGGAACCCCAAAAAGCUGCGCUGCUGAAGACUAAGAUGGCAGGUUUCAUGGACACGUUUCAAGCUUCAGAACAGAAUGAGAGGAAAAUGUCUAUCCCGGAGCUCAUGCAUCUUUCUGAUUUGCAACAAGCUGGUGCAACUCCUGCAGUGCAUCAUGACUAUAUCCUUCCUCUAAGUGACAGUAAACUACCAGUAAAGAAAAAAGUGACUUUUGGAGGAGAGCUGAGUCCUGAGGUGUUUGAUAAAAGUCUACCAUCCAACACCCCUUUACGUAAAGGAGGAACACCAGUAUGUCAGAAGAUCAUCUUAAGUGAAGAUUCUCCCUCCGCUCUAAAACAAGGGUUCAAGGCCCAACUCAGUUUGGAAGAUACAAUGCUCACCUCCAAUAAACUGACUGAUAAUGACAGCAGUCCUGUGAAAGACCAUUGUAACAACCCAUCACUUAAUCUGCUGAGAAAAUUGGCAGAUAACAUGGAAAAUAUUGGAACUCAACAUGUUGAUGAAGAGAGACAUUGCCCAUUCCAGAUCAAUUUUGAUUUAUUGUCUCCACCAUCAGAAUACACAUUUGAAUCAAAUCUUCAGAAGAAGUGCAAUAAAAACAAUGAAUCUCCUUGUGAUAUUUUGGAAAUGAAAGUUCAAGAACUGAAAGAGGAGCUACUGGAUACAAUUAGUCCACCUGGGCUCCCUGGAAAAGAGAAUGAAGUUGGGAUCGACAAUGUCAUUUGCAGAACUGUGAGCUCAAAGAGAACUGAGUCCAUUAGCAAGUUAAAAUUGUCAAUGAUAGGUACAGAGUCAGACAAAGGUUUUCCCACAGUUGGUGAUAUGGAACCUUCUGGAAUGAAAGCAGCAGCAAGAGCUGAGUUUGAUGCGCAACAGAUUAUUUGUAUGCACAAUGAAAUGUUGAAAAAUGGUGACAGUCAGGUCAGUGACCGAGAGCAAGACAGUUCUUGCAUUUUAGACACGUGCCCCAGUAUUGAGAUUGUUACUGAUAAACAGAGAAAUGAAACUGAAGAUAGAACAGUGUACAUUGAAUCAUCAAGUAUAGAAGUAAGCCCAAAAUCAAAGGAAGGGGUGAAAACUGGAAGUCGGGAACAAGAGUCCACAAAAGAUGAACUCCGCAGAUCUACUCGGAACAAGAGCAAGGUGAAGAAUAUUUCAAAGAACUCAACUACGGUAACUAAAGGCAAAUUUAGACAAAAAUUCAAAAAGGAACUUUAUGGAAAACGUGAAUAUGCUUCAAGGAAGCCAUUACUGAGCCCAAUCGCAGAGGUCUUGGAUAUCUGGUCUGAAUCAGCAGAUUUUCUUGAUAAUGAUGGAAAACUGGAAUGUGCACCUUCGAGGAGAAUCAGUCAUCUCUGUCUUGAGACAGGUACUGAUAUUGGAGGAGAAAGUCAACAAAGCAUGUUCAAGUCUGAAUGUUCAGCUGAAGGACAAGCUGCUAAGAGUACAGUUUACAAGUCCACAGGAAAAAAAACACACAGAUCCAGAAGACUGCGAAAGAGGAGUAAGCACUACUUUGAGGAGGACUGGAGUAUUCAGAAAUGUGUUAAAAGCGGAACUCAGAAAGGAACUGUUGGGAAUGUUAGAGGUCGCCGCAGUGUGCCCAAGGAAUUAAACAAGAAUUUAAAUUAUGAUCUUUUAAGUGGAAGUAAUGAAACAUCUAAUGUUUUAUGUGAAAGCACAGAAGAUAGAGCAUGUGGAGUAAAAGCACUGGAAGGAUCAAGUGAUAAGAAUCUUGUCAAUGACCACAAGCCAACAUUCAUGAAAAGGAAACCUUCAAAAAAGAGGGGAAAUAAGCAUGUUUGUGAAGAGUUUUCUGUGGUGGAAAAUAAUCAACAAGGAGUAACUGUUGAACAAAUCCUAAUGGAAGGACAGUGCCCAAAAGAAACUAGAUUUGAAGAAUGUAUCAAGGAGAGACUUCUAACUAGUGAUCGCAACUACUUAUGUUCUUUUCUGGAACUUAAAUCAAAUAUUGUUGAAGCGACUGAUGUGCAACUACAAACAGGGCCAGAAGAAAGGAAGGAAUUGACCUCUGUCAAUAAGGAUAAUAUAGCUGAAGAAUCCCAUGUAAAAUCACUUGAGCCAUUGAUUGCAAUUCCUGAGCAAAAGGUAUGUAUUUUACCUCCAGGUGCUCGGGAAGUGUUUCAUAGCAGAUCUCAACGUAGAAAUAGCAAAUUAUUCAGUGCAGCAGAACUGGCGUGUAAAAACCAGUCAGAACAGGCAGCUGCUGUGCAUGUUGGAGGACACCACAACAUAGAUGCAAGCAGUGAAAAUGGAGACCUAGCUGAGAAUGUGAUGCAAAAGGAAGGAGAAGAGAGCUUGUCUGACAAGAUGAUCACCAAACGAAUUGUUUCCAGUCAUAAAAAUUAUAUCAGUAAGGUUGGUGAGAUCCAAGUAAAAAGCAACUCCAAAACUCUGCUUGAUAAUUCUGGCCACUGCUGUUCUUUAGAGCAGAUAAAAACAAAUAUGGUUGAGACUGUUGACCAAUAUGAAAUUGGAAUAAAAUAUUCAGAUGUUUUCACAGAGAAUUCAGUACUUGAAAAGAAGAAGGUGAGGCGCAGUGCCCGGCUGUCUGGCUUUGUAAAUAUGGAAGGACUGAGCUGGAUAGAAAGAACCAGCCCUGAACAGUUAGAGGAAACAAACAAGAGCAUUAAGUUAACCAGAAAAUCUUUCAGGCUCAAUGAACCAUGGGGAAAACCAGAUAGUACAGAAGAGGUUGGGAGCAGAACUGAAUCCCAAUCAAGAAUCAGGAUACUGAGCCGAAGGUCACUUAGGCAUAACAGAAAUAUUGCAAUUGAUGAUUUGGAGGAACCUCCUGAGAAAAGCAUUGUAUUGAACUAAGGUGACUUUCAACAAUACGAAGUUAUUCUCAUAUAUCUGUAAAAAUAAGUUGUUUCACUUGGAUAUUAGUAUGGCUUAUUAAAGUGUGUGAAAUUUUCAUUUUCUGCUAAUUUGAAAAAUACCCAGCAAUAAAAUUAUAGAUUCUGUUCUUAAA
Molecule: messenger RNA, 4265 nt
Organism: Carcharodon carcharias (great white shark)
Lineage: Eukaryota; Metazoa; Chordata; Chondrichthyes; Lamniformes; Lamnidae
Exons: 15
Coding region: 131-4111 (1326 amino acids)
Biological process (GO): regulation of mitotic nuclear division; regulation of chromosome segregation
Cellular component (GO): chromosome; nucleus
Molecular function (GO): protein binding
Source: RefSeq, a predicted model, not a curated record